UUGCAGAAGAUUCACAUGACGUCAGAGAACCAGCUCCAGGUCAAAGAAUUACUGAGAGAACUCCAAAGCCAAGAAUAUAACACACCUGAGUCAGGCUCAGAUUAUGGGCCAGAGGAGGAAGAGGAGGAGGAAGAGUAUGAUGAACUGGACCACCGUGAGGAAGGCCAGUUCUGGACUACACACGAUGACGGAGUCGAAUGUGCAGAGGAUUGUGGGUAUGAGGAGAGCGCCGAAGAGGACACAUGCACGACCCCUGACCCUGUGGUCUCUUUGUUUGCCUUAGGUACACUUUGCAGGUAUGGUUUUGAUCGCGAACGCUGCAGGCGGGCUUUGGAGGCGGGACAGGGUCGUUCGAGGGAAGGGCGUUGCCACGGAGAAGUGGGAGCUACUCUAGAGCUCCUGCUCUCUCAGAUGUUCUCUGAACGCUUCGGAGCUGAUGCCCUCAGCGUUCAGGGAUCCAGUGUUCCCUCGCAUGAAGAGUGUGUGUCCCUGCGCCAAGAGGAAGCCCUGGCUUUGACCGCCAUCUACGGGGAGCGAUUCUGUGAGCGAAUCGCUGACCGUGUAUGGAUAAUCAAUCUGGACCUGCUCUGGCUUACUGAGAGGCGGAGUCAGAACACAGACUCAUUGAAUGCUAAACGUUACACAAGUUCAUCCACACAGAUAUGCAAAUUCUACUUAAAAGGGUCAGGUUGUAAGUUUGGCAACCGCUGCAAAUUCAAGCACCAAAGACAGGCUGCGUCCAGCGGCCCGACUGCCUCGUGCGGGUCAAGCCAGCCUGGGUUCAGCAGCGCAGACCCCUCUGUGUAUCAGCUGGAGGUCCGUUUUCCACAGGGCAGCUUGUACCCCUUCCAGCCUCCGCUAGUAGCCUUCAGUACAACCGACGAAACGCUUUCCGGGGCAGGACGUCUCAGCGUCACAGAAUACCUCUUCAGCCAAUCACUUAGUGCUGCACAAGAGGGUGAGCCUGUGGUAUACACCCUCAUUUCAUGCAUAGAGGAUGAAGGGCCAGUCAAGGAGCUGUUUUCCAGUGCUCAUCACAAGUACAGCUCCCCGCCUCCUGUAUUGGCUCCACCCACUGUCUCUGUGACUAGGAGCAAGAGUAACAAGAGCUCCAUGGCGACCAGCACAGCUACUGUGAACCAAGCAACCAAUUCUGAGGCUGAUAACACCACCAGCAGAGGCAGAAAUAUAGAAGUGGAGUCUGUGAACACCAAUGACGAAGAGGAGGAUGAUGAAGAAGACAUGGAAGAAGAAUCCGUUCCAGUGGAGAGCGAGAGCUAUGUGAACCUUAGAAAGAAGAUGGUAAAGACUGAAAUUAAGAUUGAAGAAGUCCAACAGGAGAAUAAGAAACUCUGUAAGGAGUUUAAGAGAAAACAGUCGUCUAGGCGAUACCUCUCCAUGCAGCAGCAGAGGCAGAAGUUACCUGUGUGGGAGGAGAAGCAGCGGAUUCUGGAGUGUCUGGGAAAAAAUCAGGUUCUUGUGAUCAGUGGAAUGACUGGGUGUGGUAAAACUACCCAGAUUCCUCAGUUCAUUCUAGACCAUUCCCUAAGUGGGCGAACUGAGGGCGUGGCCAACAUCAUUUGCACUCAGCCGCGGCGAAUCUCUGCCAUUGCCGUGGCAACGAGGGUGGCUCAGGAAAGGGCUGAGACCCUGGGUCAUUCUACAGGCUACCAGAUUCGUCUGGAGACAGUCAGGUCUUCCAGCACCAGACUGUUGUUCUGUACCACCGGGGUUCUGUUGCGAAGGCUGGAAGGAGACGCGGAGCUCAGAGGAGUCACACACGUCAUAGUGGAUGAGGUGCAUGAGCGGACAGAGGAGAGUGACUUCCUCUUGCUGGUACUCAAGGACCUUAUGGUGAACAGAUCAGAUCUGAAGGUUAUUUUGAUGAGCGCUACACUCAAUGCCGACCUCUUCUCUCAGUACUUCCACCACAGUCCUGUCAUCCACAUACCAGGCCGCACUUUUCCCGUGGAACAGUUUUUCCUUGAGGAUGCCAUUGCAAAGACAAGGUAUGUGAUUGAAGAUGGCAGUCCCUACCGUCGCUCAGGGAAACAGGGCGGCCCGCCCGGACAAGGGGCCAGGGCGGGAAGGGGACAGGAACCGGUGGAUUAUACGGAUGACGGCAACUGGUCGUUCGGGUCAUUCAUGAAAAAAGAAGCGGUCAAAGACAACAUCCCUGAUCAACAGCUUAGUCUGCAGGAGCUCAGCAUCCGAUAUUCAGACUGUUCAAAAUCAGUGCUGAAAACACUAGCAGCCAUGGAUCUGGAUAAAAUCAAUAUGGAUUUGUUGGAGAGUGUACUUGAGUGGAUUGUAGAUGGAGAUCACAACUACCCCCCAGGUGCUGUUCUGGUCUUCCUGCCAGGAUUAGCUGAGAUUAAACAACUGUAUGAGCAGCUUCAGUCCAACAGGAUGUUCAACAACAGGACGGCUAAGAGGUGCGUCGUGUAUCCGCUCCAUUCCUCUCUGACCAACGAGGAGCAGCAGGCUGUGUUUACCCGCCCUCCAGAGGGCGUGACUAAAAUCAUCAUUUCCACCAAUAUCGCCGAGACGUCUGUAACCAUUGACGACGUGGUCUACGUCAUUGACUCAGGCCGAAUGAAAGAGAAGAGGUAUGAUGCUAGUCGCAGCAUGGAGAGUCUGGACGACGCGUGGGUUUCUCGCGCCAAUGCUCUCCAGAGACGAGGUCGUGCUGGUCGCGUUGCAUCUGGCGUUUGCUUCCAUCUGUUCACAAGUCAUCGGUUCUCACAUCAUCUCAGCCAACAACAGCUCCCAGAAAUCCAGAGAGUCCCUCUGGAACAACUCUGCCUCAGGAUUAAAGUGUUGGACGUGUUUGCGGAGCGUCCUCUGGACUCUGUGUUCUCGCGCUUGAUCGAGCCCCCGUCAGAAGGCGGUCUGGACACAGCCAAGCAGCGCCUUUGUGCUCUGGGAGCCCUGACCGAGGCCGAAUGUCUGACACCACUGGGCUGGCAUCUGGCCUGUCUGCCCGUGGACGUCCGGAUCGGAAAACUCAUGCUGCUGGGAGCCAUUUUCCGCUGCCUGGAUCCCGCACUCACCAUUGCUGCCAGUCUUGCUUUUAAAAGCCCCUUCGUUUCACCAUGGGACAAAAGAGAAGAAGCUAAUGAGAGGAAGCUGAGUUUUUCCCUAGCUAACAGUGACCACCUGGCUCUGCUACAGGCUUACAAGGGUUGGUGUGCUGCAGCCAAGAAUGGGUCCCAGGCCGGCUAUCUAUACUGCAGGGAGAACUUCCUGUCCAUCCGUGGCUUACAGGAGAUAGCCUGUCUGAAGAGGCAGUUUGCAGAGCUGUUGUCUGAUAUCGGCUUUGUCAAAGAUGGACUGAAGGCCAGAGUCAUAGAGAGAGCGAGCUCAAGAGGGACAGAUGGUGUGUUAGAGGCCACCGGCCACGAGGCAAAUAUGAACUCUGACAACACCAAACUGAUGUCAGCGAUGCUGUGUGCCGCACUUUACCCCAACGUCGUUCAGGUGAGAGCGCCACAGGGAAAAUAUAAGCAGACGAGUAAAGGGGCCGUAAAGAUGCAACCCAAAGCAGAGGAGCUGCGUUUUCUGACCAAAAACGACGGAGCCGUCUACAUACACCCUUCAUCAGUCAACUACACGGUCCGUCACUAUGACAGCCCAUACCUGGUGUACCACGAGAAAGUGAAGACCAGUCGCGUGUUCAUUCGGGACUGCAGUAUGGUGUGCGUGUAUCCCAUGGUACUGUUUGGUGGGGGGCAGGUCAACGUAGAGCUACAUCGUGGCGAGUUCAUCAUUUCUCUGGAUGAUGGCUGGAUCCGAUUCGCCGCCUCCUCACACCAGGUGGCAGAGUUGGUAAAGGAGCUGCGUUGGGAGUUGGAUCAGCUCCUGGAGGAGAAGAUCAAAAAUCCCAGCAUGGACCUUAUUAGCUGCCCCCGCGGCUCCCGGAUUAUACACACUAUAGUGUCACUGAUCUCAACACAAUAA
Messenger RNA from Chanos chanos (milkfish), 3960 nucleotides. It is a transcript of the gene dhx57, whose product is annotated as DEAH (Asp-Glu-Ala-Asp/His) box polypeptide 57. NCBI's taxonomy places the organism in Eukaryota, Metazoa, Chordata, Actinopteri, Gonorynchiformes, Chanidae. Gene Ontology annotation, molecular function: RNA binding; protein binding; ATP binding. Gene Ontology annotation, cellular component: intracellular anatomical structure. The record is from RefSeq and is a predicted model, not a curated record.